CUCCUAAUCUCUCUGCCUUCCCUUUUGAGUGCAUUGCUUCCCUAAUGCUAAGUAGCUGCUGCAGUCAGAGAGGAAGGCGCUCGCUGGUUUCAUUUCCAGGACAGCCUGCCAGUGGAUGUUGAUGUACAGCACCCUCAGGGGCUAGCGUUUUGAAGGCGGCAGGUUGCCCUUUCCCCGGCACGCCGGUUUUGUGUGCGCGUGGGUGUCUUUCCUCUUGUCUCUCUCGCCUGGGAAUGGAUGGUUGUUUUUUUGAGGGCAGACCAAGGCUGCCGUGCUAGGCUCGCUUGAGGGACCCGCUGGCGAGGAGGGAUUGUCUGUCCCCGGAGGAAUGAAAGACACGUAACAGGAGAAAUACUAAAGAGCCCGAAGACAUUGUGAUUGCUUCUGCCCUUUGCCAGCUUUGGCUGGGUCCUUGGCCACUGUCGCUUUGAAAGGGAGCAGCUGGAAAGGUGGGAAGGAGGAGGUGGCUCACCAUGGCCUUGGCGGACAAUGCGAGCUGUGCCAAACCCAGUGAUGACUUCCUUUUCCCAGAGAUCAUUGAGCUCAAUGUGGGUGGGCAGGUCUACAUCACACGCCAUCCCACCUUGGUCAGUGUGCCCGGCUCACUGCUCUGGGAAAUGUUCACUCAGAAGAACAUCCGCUCCUUGGCCCGGGACAGCAAGGGCCGCUUCUUCGUGGACCGAGAUGGUUUCCUCUUCCGCUACAUCUUGGAUUACAUGAGGGACCAGCAGCUGGUGCUACCCGAGCACUUCCCGGAGAGGAACCGCCUGCAGCGGGAAGCCGAGUACUUCAAGCUACCGGAGCUGGUCAAGAUGCUGUCUCCAAAGCUCAGCAAGCAGAACUCCAUCGGGGAUGACCCAUGCCAAAGUGACCCAGAGGAGCUGUCUCCCAAUGCGGACACGGCCCACAACCUUGCCUCUGCCAGUGCCGCCCUGACUAAUGCCCCCGCGGGCUCCUUUGCCUCCAGCGGGGGUGGCGCUGGCCCAGACAUUCGAAGGUCAGGUUUCAUCACCAUCGGCUACCGGGGCACCUACACCCUGGGCAGGGACAGCCAGACGGAUGCCAAGUUCCGCAGGGUAGCGCGGAUCAUGGUGUGCGGCAAGACCUCGCUGGCCAAAGAAGUCUUUGGGGACACCUUGAACGAGAGCAGGGACCCUGACCGGCCUCCGGAGAGGUACACCUCCAGGUACUACCUCAAAUUCACCUUCCUGGAGCAAGCUUUUGACAAACUGGCCGACGCCGGCUUCCACAUGGUGGCGUGCAACUCCACGGGCACCUGCGCCUUUGCCCAUGACCAGACAGACGACAAGAUCUGGACCUCUUACACCGAAUAUGUUUUCUACCGUGAGUGACAGUUACCAAAAAACAAACACCAAAUGCCAACUCUCCCUCCCCACCUGCUGUGCUGGCUGUUUUCUGUAGAACUUAGACAUCAGACCCUUGAACCUUGGUAUUUUUCCUCCUUCCUUUACAUUUGUUUUUCCAAGUCGAACCCUCUCUGGCUCCCUCUUGUACUGGUUAUUGAAUAACACCAACCCUCUUCUCCAACUUCCAACAGUAGCUCCCAACCCUCUCCGGAUCCUGGACUUGGCUGUUCUUGUACAGGGGAAGGCGGGGGGGAAAUAUCUUUGUGUUGGGGGAGAACUGCUUGGGGAUUUUUGCUGCUGGAUAAGCUCACCAGAAUUAACAAGUGAAGAGACGCUGAGCAGAGCUCCAGCCAGGUUGUAAUCGGAACCAAUUCCCAGCCUCACAAUGUGUAUACCCAGGAAUGUGCUGUGUAUGCUAUACCAGAUUUGCUGGGUAACUCAUGCAAGGGGAAUCUCGGUUCCAUGUUAUGGCUGGUGGAGGGAGCAAAGGGGAAAGAGAUCCUGAUACUGUAGAUAUAUUGCCAAUAGCCUAUGUAAGCAGCUUAGCAUUUAGCCUGCCAGUGCUUGGAAAGGUUAGAGAGAUAGAGACGUGCCGCACAUGUUUGCAGCUCUGGAUUCAAAACAUUUUCGCUAUCCUAACUGAGAUGCUUCUUGAUUCUUUGAUAUGGGCUAAUAGAGAGAGACACACACACCCCUGUGUAUAUACCUGGGGUAGGACGGGGUGGGGGGGGAAGGCCUAUCUGGUAUUUUCACACAAUGGGGUGUAUAAUAGACCUUUAGGACUGUUUGAUGUCAGUGUCAAAUUUACCUUCAUCAUUCUGUCACUUAGAGUAGGAAGAAGGUAAUCAGACUCCAGGAGGACCGGCUUUGAUUGCUACAGCGAAUGACAUUCUGGUUUGCCCACAGCUACGACUAUAUAUUUAUAGAUUAAAGAGAAUCUUAACUAAAAAGGAGCAGGGGGGGGGGGGAAAUCUUUGCCACUUCAUUGGUAACCUCUCGCUAGGUCUCUUUCUAAUUGUGGCACUCCGUUCUCUGUUCGCGGGCCUGAGGCUGGCUGGCUGCUGCUUUACCAUGCCUGGGCCACAUGUAAUAAAGGAACAAAAAAGACCUGCUUUUGUGUUAAUGGGCUGAGGUGAAAGGCAGAAAAGCCAGUGCCCCUUUUUGACUGAAAGCACAUGGAGCUGGGAACGAUUCUUGUCUAGAGUGCAGGGAUUUUAGAGUAAAAGAAUCAGCCACGCAAAAGGCAUUUGAUGGAGGUCUGUUUUCUGGGGCAUUUUUUUUUCUCCUUUGAAUGCAGAUAUUGAAGAUCUCUGCAAUUAGAGAGUUCCCUUCCUACCUGGCCUCUUCCCUUAAGUUUUGCUCCAACCCCAUUCUCCUCCUCUUUGAACCUCCCCCUCUCUGCAACUGCACUUGUUAAACUAUUACCAGGAAUGAGUGUUACUGCUCUUGUUAAACUAUUACCAGGAAUGAGUGUUACUGCUCAUGAGAGAGAUACCAAUGGCUCUGGACUGAGGCAUUCAGUCAAUGGAAAUUCUCCCACUGACUGCCAGAAAACAGGUUAUGGAUCCAACCUUGUGCAGGCAGGCACUGUGCAAGCUUCUGCUAAUGUGCUUAAUGCCUGAAGCACCCGUUGUGAUUGCAGUCCUCACGCGGCUCUGCCAGAGCACCUCAGUCCUGAAGUUCAGUCCUGGCUUUCCCCAGGCAGCUCUACCACUGCCCUUCAAUCCUGAUCCACAGUCUCUGUUCCUUGCUUGUCCAGUCCUGGGCUCCCACACAACUCUGCCAAGACACCAGACCUGCAGUCCACCCUGCUAUUCAGGGCAGCUGCUGCUAGUUGAAUGUAUGUGGUGUAUGGGUCAGAUAAUCACACUACAUGGAUACUGGUGUGGGUGCAGAUCUUGGGGGACUACUAGUACUUUCUUAAGAGUCGGGGGGCGGGGGGACGACUGAGAAAUGUUCUAGAAAGAAGAAAAAGAGUAGGGAUUUGGGGCAAAAAUAACAACAAAAUCUUCUCCCUCCUGAAAACUCAUUGAAGAAGGGGAGCUAUGAGAAUUGUUUUUAAAAUGGUGAGCGCUUCAUGAUUCCAGAAUUGUGCUUAGGGGAACACAGUCAUCUACUUUUAAGCUCUGUUUGUUUAGAAAAAAAUCUCAGAAUCAAAAGGGUUUGUGUGCGGUGCGGGGAAGGGAGGGAUGGGGCCAUGUGCAGGGGUGGGGGCACAAGAUCAAAAUUAAUAGAGAUAUGUCAUGUUUGUUUGCUUUUGUAAUAUUUUAACAUUCUUCUAGAGCACUGGUGACGGGAGCUGAUCAGAAAAUGGAAUUUCCAUCCCGUGGGAAAUACCAACAUAGUUGGUGUUUGUUUUUGUCCCCCAAAAGUCAAAAUCUCCAAUUUUUUCAUGGAAAGAAUAUUCCAUAAUAUUUCAGCCUGGAAGCAUUGAAAUGACUGCAUUAAAAUGAAACAUUUCAACAAUGGUGAAACAUUAUUCUAUAAUGAAAUAUUGAAUGCGUCAUAUUAAAAUUAAUAUUACAACAUACUAGACCAAGUGAGAAUGUCAAAACAAAAUAAAAGACUCCCAUUUGGAAUCAUUUUGCAACUUUUAUGUCAAAAAUUUCCUCAGAAUUGACAAGUUCCCAUGAAACAUUUUGAUUUCAACAAAGUAGCAUUUUCCAAUGGAAAAACUGCACCACUGAAAAUAUUUCAAUUCAAACAGUAGAAUCUUACUAGUGCAGAGAACCGUAAGGUGGAACUGGCUAAUCUAACCCUUAUGUAGACUUCCCACAGAAUGUCAUGGGGAUGAAGAGUGAGACUUUCAACAGGAGAUGGGCAUGUUUGAAAACCCAUAAGGUUGAUAAAAAUGGCUCUACAUACAAGCCUAUAGGAUGUAACACAGAAUGGGAUCCUUCUAUAGGCUUUUUGAAUGAUACUACAGAAAGUAAGUAGCUCUCUGUUAAAUUCCAGAGCAGAAUUCAGAAAAUCCAUUGCAACAUUCUCAUCUUUCAUUAAAUUCUUAGUGAGCAAAUUCAGUUGGCUAAGCUCAGCAAAGUGCAAAGACUUAACAGCAAAGUAAAAGAUGAAAGUAAGAUGUGAAGAUGCGUUCAGUAUUCAUCAGCUAAGGAGAAAAGACAUAGAGGCAAGAGGUAAUUAAAAAAAAAAAAACACAGAAUGAAUGUUUUAUUGACAAUUCUCCUUUAACAGGGUUUGUGCCUGCAUUUCGGUGCAGUGUUUUAAAUAUUUAGUGGAUGGCCUGGCAAAGCCAGCUGUUUCAGAGGAACCUGGAAAAACUCAUCUAGACAUGUUUGCUUAUUUUUUUCAUGAGCUUUCCCCUCCCCUGCCCAAUAAGGUCUUUUGGAGCCAAAGCAAAAUGAAUUCUGGUCUCCUGAUAGUUCCACCAACCAGGAAGUGAAAUACCAGGAGAAGGACAUAGCUUCAUAGGAAGGCAGCAUGUUAACAGAGCCUUGGAGACCUGGGUUCAUAGAGUAUACGGACAGAAGGGACCAUGUCUGUGAUCAUAUAGACUGACUUGUUGCCUAGCACAGGCCAUGGGCCUUCUUUAUAUUAAUUCCUGUUUGAACUAGAGCAGAUAUUUUAGAAAAAAACUCCAAUCUUGAUUUUAAAACAGCCAGUGAUGGAGAAUCCACCACUCGAGCUAGCUGGGAAACAGCAGUUCCAUUUUGUGUAAAAUUAUGACAUUUGUUGACAUUUGUUUUCAUGCACACCAAAACUGAGACCUUUUGAAAUGUUUUGCCAAAAAUGAGAGUGAAAGCGAGCUCUAUCCUCAAAUAGCCUAGUGAUUAGGGUAUUCAGCUUGGAUGUGGGACACCCAAGUUCAAGUUCUUGGGUCUCCCACAUCCCAGGUGAGAGCCCUAAGCACCAGGCUAUUCUGGAGUGGGUCUUUCUCUCUUGUUUUGACCUGUAAUUCCAACCUGAACCUGAGCUAUCUUCCCGACUAAAUAUUUGUUGACACUGAUAUGUUUCUGUGAAAGACUUCAGUGUCAAUGGAAAAAAGUUUUCUGACCAGCUCUGUUCACCCUUGGUAUGUUGUUCCAUUGGUUCAUUAUUCUUGCUGUUAAAAAUGUGUGCCUUUAUUGGUUCAAACUGGAUUCUAUUUCUGGCUUUGCCAUUGUUUUGCUGGGUGGCCUUCGGAAAGUCACGUCACCACUCUGUGCCUCGGUUUCCCCCCCCUGUGUAAAAUGAGGUCAAUGAUACUGACCUCCUUUAUAAAGUACUUUGAGAUCUACCGAG
This is a messenger RNA of Trachemys scripta elegans, 5606 nucleotides long. Its product is annotated as BTB/POZ domain-containing protein KCTD12-like. Gene Ontology annotation, biological process: protein homooligomerization; regulation of G protein-coupled receptor signaling pathway. The record is from RefSeq and is a predicted model, not a curated record. Bases 474 to 1352 code for a protein of 292 amino acids. The transcript is spliced from 2 exons. Gene Ontology annotation, molecular function: protein binding. Lineage: Eukaryota; Metazoa; Chordata; Testudines; Emydidae.